Gossypium arboreum is the source of this 2211-nucleotide messenger RNA. RefSeq lists its product as uncharacterized. Gene Ontology annotation, molecular function: acetylglucosaminyltransferase activity. The coding region runs from base 646 to 2073 and encodes 475 amino acids. The transcript has 3 exons. NCBI's taxonomy places the organism in Eukaryota, Viridiplantae, Streptophyta, Magnoliopsida, Malvales, Malvaceae. The record is from RefSeq and is a predicted model, not a curated record.
AGAAAUGGAAUUGGUGGGAUGAUAAGGCAUUCGAAAAUGAGUGGAAAAGAGUGAGAUUUUAGACCAAUUAAAACCUGAACCGAUGCAACUGAUGUUUGAAACCAUUGCUUCUUUCUACUUCGAUCCUGAAUUUAGGGGCAAAACGUAAAGAAAGGGAGUAAGUUCUCCUUUUGAAACGCUCUUCAUUAAAUCAUAUGGAGAUGAAAGCAUACGAGAGAUGAUGGGUUCCAUCACCAAUCUCUCCCUCAUUUUGGACCAUAACUAACUGCCACCCAUCCUCCCCUCAACAUGCAACCGACCAACACAAAAUACACCAGUUUUCCUUGUUUUUAUUACCAUUCCACAAAUAGACAAAACUAAUGAACUAAUCUUUUCUUUUCUUUUUUUUUAAUCGAAAACAGUGAAACACCUUCCUUCCUUUUUCUGUUCUUUUUCCUUUUGCACUUUCUCUUUUCCAUUCGGUUCAUUUUGGCUCUUUCUUACUCAAUUUUAAUCUAAACGAAGUCAACAUUUUCAUCCAUUGCAAUUACGGUUAAUCCUGAUUAUAAACCAACCUCCUGAAACCCACAUUUCAUAGAUUUGCACUUGCAUGCAGCAGAAAUUUCCGGUUUCUGUUGAGUUCAUUCAUUUCCUUUGAUUCUGCAAAUGAAACACAGGUUUAGGAGCCGUUCUUUCGUUGCUUUAGGCAAAUUGCUAGCUAUUUUAGGUCCACUUCUUUUGAUUUUCUACACAUUCUUGUAUAACCCUCCCUGUAAUGAGCCUUCUUCAGAUAUGUUGUCACCAAUGGUGGUGAAACUCUCCAACUCAACUGAAACUGUGAAUUACCCCACAAACAUUAGCCACAUUAAGUUCGUUUUGGUCGGCUGCACUAAAACAUGGCUGACCAGGAGACCCUACACUGAAGCCUGGUGGAGACCAAACCAAACCAGGGGAAACAUCUUCAUGGACUCACCUCCCCCUAAAGAAUUCCUCCCUUGGCCUAAAACUUCUCCACCCUUUCAGCUGAAUACAGAUGCCACUAAGUUACCGGUAUACCCGAAGCUGGCCAACCCGAUCGAGGCUCGGAUUUUCCGAUCCGUAUUGGACUCAUUUAGUCUAGGGGAUAACCAAGGUGUGAGAUGGUUCGUAAUGGCGGAUGAUGACACGGUGUUUUUCAUCGACAAUUUGGUACAAGUGUUGGCCAAGUAUGACCACACAAAGCAAUAUUAUGUUGGCAUGCAUUCGGAGUCAGUGAUUUCCAACUUCCUAUUCGCCUUUGAUAUGGCGUACGGUGGUGCUGGAUAUGCUUUGAGCUAUUCACUGGUGGAACAACUAGCGCCAUUGAUGAAUGAUUGCCUUGAAAGAUACCCAUUCAUGCAUACCAGUGACCAUUUAACAUCCUCUUGUUUAUUUGAUUUGGGGGUUGCUCUAACCCUUGAAAGGGGUAUUCAUCAGAUUGAUCUUCUUGGAGAUAUAUCAGGCAUGAUAUCAGCUCAUCCACAGGCACCGAUUGUUACACUUCACCAUUUCGACAAUAUAGACCCAAUCUUCCCUAACAGGAACCGAACCGAAGCAGUAAAGCAUCUGAUGAAAGCCGCCGAAAUCGACCAAUCACGGCUGGCGCAGCAAACGAUAUGCUACGACAAGCCAAUGAACUGGUCUGUGUCAGUCUCAUGGGGUUACUCAGUUCAUAUAUAUGAAAGUAUUAUUCCUCGGAGUAUCCUAAAGAAACCCCUUGAGACAUUUAAACCCUGGAAGAAUGGUCCGCCUCCAUUGUACAUGUUCAACACCAGGUUGCUUACCAACGAUCCAUGUCAUACGCCCCAUGUAUUCUUCAUGGAAUACAUUAGGAAAUUGAAAGGAAAUUCCGUAGUUCUUACAACCUAUAGACGAAAAGCUCGGCGUCGGCUACAACCUUGUUUCGUCCCUGGAAAUUAUUCGGCGGAUAACAUCCUCAGAGUUCGAGUUUUCUCGAAUGCAACACUGCGGAAGGAGGCUGGGAAAAUCGAUUGCUGCAAUGUGCUGCAUAUGGCUGGCAUGAAUGUCAUGAACAUCAAGUUAAGGAAUUGUAGGAAGGGUGAAGUCAUUGCAUAGUUGGAUCAUCUUCGGUUGUCUUGAUCUUAAAUGGUAUAUGUAUAAAUAUAGUAGGGAUAUGUUUACAUUAAAAAAAUAUUUAUCUCAUAGGCUGCUAGUCAACUUUUUUUAAUAUCAUAAAGUUAAUUUGACAACUCC